Mugil cephalus (flathead mullet) is the source of this 5898-nucleotide messenger RNA. RefSeq names its product nuclear VCP like (gene nvl). Gene Ontology annotation, biological process: ribosome biogenesis. The transcript is spliced from 24 exons. Gene Ontology annotation, cellular component: nucleus. Bases 126 to 2741 code for a protein of 871 amino acids. Lineage: Eukaryota; Metazoa; Chordata; Actinopteri; Mugiliformes; Mugilidae. Gene Ontology annotation, molecular function: ATP binding; preribosome binding; RNA binding. The record is from RefSeq and is a predicted model, not a curated record.
GCCGGAUAUUCGGGGCGAACAGAUCUGGUACCUACACCGGGUACAGUCCGCAUGCCUGCACCGGAUAGUCUGUUUACAGUUUCUGGUCAUUUUUACGGCUUUGUCGAGGCUCAGAAAGCACAAGGAUGAAUAAUCGAAGCGGUGGCUCCCUGGACAGUCGGCUCAGACAUAGAGUGGAGCAGUAUCUGGGUUCAAGCAGCAGUGAAUAUGUGGACAUUUCAGCCGUGGCUCUCGAUCUGCAAAAACAAUACAGAAAGGACUAUGGCAGAAGAAACAAGACAGCGUUCAGGAUUCAAGUAGAGAAAGUGUAUGAAGAGAUCAUGAAGGAAUCUGGGCUAAAUGACCUGGAGUGCAAACACUUGCAUAAGAAAGCCAAGUACAGCCAUAAUCUGACUGGUGAUGGUAGCAGCAGCAACUCAGAGGAGUCCUCAGAUAGUGAUGACCACAUUCUGGACAAUCCUCCCGCCAACCUCAUGAACAACUCUCUUACAUCUCUGUACCGGAAGAUAAAUCCUGCUGGUGGCAGUCCUGGCAGCACAUCCUCUGAACCAGGAAAGCUGACCUCGACAGGGGGUUGGUUCAUUGACAGAAAUCGAGGCCCAGAGAAGGGCAUUAUUGACCUGUGUGAAGAGAAGCCAACAAAUCUGCCACCAACUGCAAUGUAUUUUUGUCACCAGCGGGCAAAUUUAUCCAUCAAGCUUGACAAGUUUCCUGAAAUCUCAAAAAAGGGGACAAAGAGCUCAGCUGAAAGUACUGAGUCUGGCACCCUGACCAAGAAAGCAAAAACUAAGUCUCCAGAGCUGCAGUACUCUACUCUGAAGUUUGAAGAUGUAGGGGGUAAUGAAGACACAUUAAUGGAGGUUUGCAAGCUGCUGAUCCACAUGCGUCACCCAGAGGUGUACCAGCAGCUAGGAAUGGUUCCUCCAAGGGGUUUUCUCCUCCAUGGUCCUCCAGGCUGUGGAAAGACCUUACUGGCCCAAGCUGUGGCUGGAGAGUUGCAGUUGCCCAUGUUGAAGGUGUCUGCCCCAGAGCUGGUGUCAGGAGUGUCUGGGGAAUCUGAACUCAAGCUUAGAGAACUGUUUGACUUGGCUGUGAGCUCUUCCCCAUGUAUCCUGUUCAUUGAUGAAAUUGAUGCCAUUACACCUAAAAGAGAGGUGGCCUCUAAAGACAUGGAGAGAAGGAUUGUAGCCCAGCUACUAACCUGCAUGGAUGAUUUGAAUGGUCUGGUGAGAGCUCAAGUCCUCGUCAUUGGUGCCACCAACAGGCCAGACUCCCUAGACCCAGCCCUUCGGCGAGCUGGGCGCUUCGACAGAGAGAUCUGCCUGGGCAUCCCCAAUGAAGUAGCUCGUUUGAGAAUCUUGAAGACUUUGUGUCGAAAGCUUAAGCUACCAGAAGAUUUUGACUACCAACAUCUGGCACAGCUCACCCCAGGUUAUGUGGGUGCUGACCUAAUGGCUCUCUGCCGUGAAGCUGCCAUGAAUGCUGUCAACAGGGUUCUAUUGGAAAAUAUGGCAUUUCCACAGAGACAAAUCCAGAGCACUACUAAAGACAUGUCUGAAAACAGAUUUCAGACUGAUGGACUGACAGCUGAAGAGGACCGUCAACAACAUGCAGCAGACGUAAUCCCAGUACCUAAGGAAGGGUCCGGACAGAAUCACCUGCAGGGAGAGCUAUGGAACCUCUUACACCUGCUGAAAAACACAAAAAUGCUGUCAGAGGAAGAGUUGGCUGGCCUGUCCAUUGCCAUGACAGAUUUCCAGGACUCUCUGGCCAGUGUCCAACCUUCUGCUAAGAGGGAGGGCUUUGCCACUGUGCCUGAUGUCACCUGGGAGGAUGUUGGAGCCCUACAGGACAUCAGAGAGGAGCUUACCAUGGCUAUACUGGCUCCAGUGCGCUCUCCGGAGCAGUUCCAUGCUCUGGGGCUCAGUGCUCCAUCUGGAAUUCUGCUGGCUGGACCUCCAGGAUGCGGAAAAACACUGCUGGCCAAGGCAGUGGCCAGUGAGUCAGGCCUCAACUUCAUUUCUGUCAAGGGUCCAGAACUUCUCAACAUGUAUGUGGGGGAAAGUGAGCGUGCUGUCAGACAGGUCUUCCAGAGAGGACGCAAUUCAGCUCCUUGUGUCAUCUUUUUUGAUGAGAUUGAUGCUCUGUGUCCACGCCGCUCUGGCCACGAGUCAGGAGCCAGUGUUCGUGUCGUCAACCAGCUGCUUACAGAGAUGGAUGGCUUAGAGGCGCGACGACAGGUCUUCAUCAUGGCUGCAACAAAUAGACCAGAUAUAAUUGACCCUGCAAUACUGAGGCCAGGUCGUCUAGAUAAAACCUUAUAUGUGGGUUUGCCACCUCCAGCAGACCGUCACGCCAUCCUGCUUACCAUUACAAAGGGGGGCGCAAAACCUCAGCUGGAGCAGGAUGUCAGCCUUGAAGAGAUAGCUUUUGAUGAGCGCUGUGAUUGCUUCACUGGAGCAGACCUGACUGCAUUAGUGAGGGAAGCCUCUGUUAAUGCCUUCAGAGCCUACCUGAAAUCCCAGCAUGCUUCAGCUGCUUCUUGUGGUUACACAUUUGUCUCUGGCACUGCUGUUGACAUCAGAGUGAGCAAAGCCAAUUUUGAGGAUGCCUUCAAGAAAGUUCGUCCUUCUGUGUCCAAAAAGAGUAGACACUGCCCUGACUGCUCCAGCGCGAGACACGUUGCUGCCAUCUUGGACCGGUCUAAACUCAGCCUCCAGCUGCAGCUACUACGGUACUGAAACACUGGACCGGAGCACUGUGCAGCUUCUUCUGGAAAAUCAGCGGAACGUACAAAGCGGGACAUCAGGAAUUACUUUUCCUCACAAGUAAGAUUGAACAUCUAUAUUGGUUGUAUGUAGUCGUUUCAACAGUUACUGUCUUGUAAUAAUCUGUUCAGUCAUGGCUAGCUAAUUAAGGCUAACUCAUGUUACUAGCGUGUUGCUAGUUAUAAAAGUUAAUGUUAUGCUAUGAAAGUUAAAGCUGUGAAACUUUAUAAAUCAUGUGUCUAUAAUGCAGAUAUAGAUUACAACUGACAUUAUGAAUACCGUUAACCGUUGGUAUAACACUGACCAGAGUAUUUUACACAGGGUGGCACAGACAGAACGAUUGUAUCCAUCUCUAGCUAGUAAAAUAUUUGUCAUGGCAUUUACCCACUCUUCCUACUUCCAUAUACAAUAAUAUUAUGUUUUUUGUUGGUUCAGAGCAAAUAUGCUAUAUAUAUGAUACAGCUUCAGCCUGUACCACGUGGAGCUUCUGUUUAAGCCUUGGGUAGUGUUCAUGUUUUUCUAAAUACAAUCAAUUCUGAAAAUAUAUUUCAUAAUUUUUUAUGUGCUGUAUAUCUUUUGUGUGUUUCCCCUACAAAUGUGGAGCAAGAAUCCAUCUGCGCACCAGUUCCAGUCCAUCUUCCACUGUCUGAUGGUUGGGUGUCAGUCAGGCAACAUGGUGGUACGGGAUGACACUGUGUCCCUGUCUGCAGUGGACAUGUCCUCUGUCCUCUGACAACAUUUCAGUGUUGUCAUUGGUUGUGCGCAUGUUCCUUAAAAUAAGCCUUCACCACAUCACCAAACUCACCUCUCUUUCGUUUCAGAAGGGUAGUAAAAGAAAUAUGCUAUUUAAAACUGUCCUCUUUCAGUGAUUUUAGCUAAACCCCUUUCAUCAAGAAGUGCUUUGGAGAUCUGGCUUCAUACAGACCACAGUGCAUCUAUGCCCAGCUUCGGGACUCUAUGGGCAGAUGGAGACACGCUCCUGGGUGUUGCUGUUUGCGUCCCUCCUUCAGAUGACAAGGAAACACCAUGCAACCUGACCCAUGCGACUGUUGCUAUGCAACUGACCAAACAACUGGAUCACCUUGGACAGACAGACAGACUUUAAUAAUCCACAAGGGAAAUUACUUCGUCACCAUAGCUUCAUUGCACAUAAAAGUAAACACUCAUAAAACCACAAGAAAGAUAAAUAAAAUGAAAUUAAAUUAAAGUAAAAUAAAAAAUAAGCAUAAUCAAAAAACCUCCAGAAUUAGCAUUAUUAAAAUACGCAAAAAGUAGUUGUCAAAAUAGUGUCCAAGGUGAUGUUUUGCCAGUUGUAUAGCAACAGUGGUGUGGAUUGUGUCGUCAUGUUGUUUUUCAUCAACGCUGUUUCCUUAUCAGCUGAGAGUGGGAUGUAAAUUCAAAAGGACUGUGUCUGCCUGUAGAGUCUGACUCUGGGCAAAGACUCACUGUGGUCCCAUGAACCAGGUCUCCAAAGCACUUCUCAUGACACACUAAAGCGCACACAGUCCAUUGAUCCUGCUGCCAAAAAUCUCAAGUUCUCUGUGAGUACAGAUGAGUUUUGCCAACUACUUUUGUAAAUUUGUUUAAUGCUAAUUCUGGAAGUUUUUUGAUUACACCAUUUUAUUUUAUUGUACUAGAUAAUAUUUAUUUUUCAUUUUAAUCAAAGCUUGUUUUAUUUUAUCUUUGUUUUUACUUGUGGUUUUUGAGAGUGUUAAUUUUAUGUGCAACUAAGCUACUGUGACCAAGUAAUUUCCCUCGUGUAAAAAUUGUGAAAAAUUCCCCCGUUAAAGUCUAACUUUAGAUGAGAUAGGUUAUUAGAUUACGUUAAAUAAAUAAGACCGAUUAGAUAACAUAAAAUAAGAAAGAUAGGCUAUACAUAUAAUAUAUAUUGCAUAUUAUUAUAAAUAUAUUUCCAGUUUGUUACAGAUAACACUGUAUGUCUAUAUAUGUAUUAUAUAUUAUUGUAUAUAUUGUAUAUUGGUGCGAAUAACUUAAUUUUACAGAUGUAUUUUCCGUAUUUCAAAUAUCUUUGUGUUAUCUAUGUUAUAAUGAUAACACAUAUGGACCAUGCUGGUUUGAAAUAAAGUUCAUAUAAUUAUAUUCAGAGAAUCAGACAUUAUUUCCUCUAUUUUUAAUUAAGUAAAAGAGCUGAAUAGUGCUGUUUCUUUGUAUGUGUGUUAUUUGAUACACUACAAACAUCAUGUACCUGGACACAGACUCAAAAUAUUUUAUUACUAUUAAGCCUACUGUGUGCGUAUGUAUGAAAAUGUCAAUAAUAAUCCUGUAUGAUAUCCACGUCUGACGUUUGUAGCAAAGAAAACCGCAGGAAAAUAGUUUGAGAAUCCUGUGAGUUCUGGUCACAUUAAUUCCUGUUAAACAGGUAAGUUAAUGGAGCUGAUGACCGAUCCAAGAUGACUCGUCAGGUCGUGGACUGGUAGCAGUCAAUGUGGCAUCUACUCUUUUAUUAUGUCUAUGGGAGCCAAAGGAGGCGACUUCAAACCAGGAGGUCUGAGGAGCUUAGCGUUGUACAAUGACACAAGCAUUUAACCUCAGACACUGGGCGACCAACCGUGUGGCAGUCAGACAUGGUCAAGCAAUGUACCACUUCCUCCAAAUACAAGAAUAUCUGAGGGUUAGCGGUUGUGCCGGUGUAAGACAUUACAGCCGUGGCCAAAAUUUUGAGAAUGACACUAAUUUUAAUUUUCAGAAAGUCUACUGCCUCGUUUUUUUUGAUGGCAGCAUACUACAGAAUGUUACGCCGAGUGAUCAGGUGAAUUGCAGUUAAUUGCAAAGUCCUUCUGCCAUGAAAAUGAACUUCAUCCCAAAAAAACAUUUCCAAUGCAUUUCAGCCCUGCCACAAGAGGACCAGCUGACAUCAUGUCAGUGACUGUUGCUGACAAGAACAAGGCUGGAGAUCACUUGUGAUGCUAGUUGUGUUUGAAUGACAAACUGGAAGCUUCAAGAGGAGGGUGGUGCUUGAAAUUAUUCAGUGCGUUUAUAUGCACGUGAAACUAAUUAUUGCCUUAAUCGGACUAUAACAGAAGAACUUAAGUGCAUGUAAACACGUUACUCCGAUUAAAACCGGAGUUCUCAUUGUCCGAUUGAGACACCCAGAUAAUGCGAUUGGAAU